AUGUUCCUCGUCGUAUUCCCAGUUAAGUAUAUCACCAGUUCAAAUGCAAUCGGCGCUCGGCUCUUUUGCUUUUCUGUUGGCGUCUUUCGCUACAGCACUAACAACUGACUACUGUGACCCAUCCUUAUGCCGUAAAGGAAAACAUAUUGCUUGCAAUAACGAUGGGAAAUUCGCUUCGAAUUGUGUUGAUCCACAAGAUCUAGAGCUUACACAGGAACAAAAGGAUAUAAUAACUCAGACGCACAAUAAGAAUCGUGAUAAAGUCGCGGGUGGCAAGUCCUUCUUGAACCCGGCCUGCCGUAUGGCCACCAUGCUUGGGCUGUGCCGCUGCGACCUACAGUGAGCCCGAUAAGAAUUAUAAUGACUUACUGUUCACUUGUAAUUACGCAGCAACGAAUGUCAUCGGUUAUCCAAUUUACAAAUCCUGUACGGAA
Messenger RNA from Ceratitis capitata (Mediterranean fruit fly), 434 nucleotides. RefSeq lists its product as uncharacterized. The transcript has 2 exons. NCBI's taxonomy places the organism in Eukaryota, Metazoa, Arthropoda, Insecta, Diptera, Tephritidae. The record is from RefSeq and is a predicted model, not a curated record. Bases 44 to 343 code for a protein of 99 amino acids.